Penicillium angulare is the source of this 366-nucleotide messenger RNA. RefSeq lists its product as uncharacterized. NCBI's taxonomy places the organism in Eukaryota, Fungi, Ascomycota, Eurotiomycetes, Eurotiales, Aspergillaceae. Gene Ontology annotation, molecular function: lyase activity. Bases 1 to 366 code for a protein of 121 amino acids. The record is from RefSeq and is a predicted model, not a curated record. The transcript has a single exon.
AUGAGCCCACUGGAACUUUCCUCGUAUCGACAGUGGAAAGCUUUCUGUCCGGGGAGUUUGACUGUACGCUCGCAACGCUGGAUACAAAGUUCAAAUGUAUCACAGGCAAGUAUUGUUUUGCUGAUCCUCAUCAACGAUGACACGCCUGAGACAUGGGGUCGCGAAGUCUGGGGUGAGGCCAAGAAGACCGGUGCCACCCGACUUUGGCGUUCUGGCAACUGUCGAUACGGAUUCGCGGAACGCAAUGGUGUACGUCUGGUCGAGGUCGAGAUGGAAUGUGGCGACGACCUCCCGCCCCAAAUUGGCAAAGGCUCUAAGUUUGAGAUCAAAGCAUAUCCCCAUUCUCAAGGCAGGGGUCUCCAGUAG